UUCACGUUGCGAAGAGUCUCUGGUUUCAGCAGAGUCCAGAACUUCACUGAGGUCGACAUAUCCUAUUCAGCUCUGAUCUUCAUCUUGAACCAUGAAAUCUCUACAGAUCAUCUGUCUUCUUUUCGUUUUGGUAGCCAGAGGAAGCUGUCGCUCAUGUGAAAUUUGUCACAAUUUUGGAAAAGAUUGCGAGAGUGAGGGGGCAGAGGAAUGUGCCUCUCCAGAAGAUCAAUGUGGCACAGUGUUGCUGGAGAUUUCAUCAGCACCUAUUUCCUUCCGAUCCAUUCAUAGGAACUGUUUCUCAUCCAGCCUCUGCAAACUUGAACACUUUGAUAUAAAUAUUGGACAUGAUUCCUAUAUCAGAGGAAGAAUCCACUGUUGUGAUGAAGAAAGGUGUGAAGCAAAGCAAUUUCCUGGUAUGUUUGCUCAGGAGGUCUAGGACCCAAACCCUCCC
This is a messenger RNA of Pseudonaja textilis, 451 nucleotides long. Lineage: Eukaryota; Metazoa; Chordata; Lepidosauria; Squamata; Elapidae. The record is from RefSeq and is a predicted model, not a curated record.